AUGCGUCUCAAUCUCGUAAAAGCCGGAUUACUCUCCGCCAGCACGCUCGUGGCAGCUCAGAACGAGUCUCCCGAGCUCGAACCCUUCAGCCUCUUUGACAACCGCGUCAUCUACAAGGCUCGCGAAGGAGAGAGCCUCUCGUACCCACGCCAUGUCGAGCUCGAGAGCGGAGAGCUGCUGGUCACGGCGUCUCUGCGCACCAACCUGACCAGUCCGACGUACUUUCCCGUAUUUGAGUCUGAAGACGGCGGCGUGAGCUGGGAGUGGGUUUCCAACAUCACUGACCAGGUCAACGGCUGGGGCAUGAGUGCGCAGCCGGCGUUGAUGGAGCUGACGGAGCCGAUCGGGGACUACUCCGCCGGCACCAUCUUGGCUUCCGGUAACAGCUGGAGCCAGAACGGGACCAGGAUUGAUGUGUACGCCAGCUUGGACAAGGGGCGCAGCUGGGAAUUUGUCAGUCGGGUGACGCAGGGCGGACGGCCAAACACCACUAACGGUGCUGAUCCUGUUUGGGAGCCAUUCUUGAUGCUCUAUGACCACCAGAUUGUCUGCUACUACUCGGACCAGCGUGACCCCCUCCACGGACAAAAGCUGGCUCACCAAACAUCCCCAGACCUCAAGACAUGGGGCCCAGUGAUAAACGACGUUGCAUACGACCUGUACAUUGCCCGUCCCGGCAUGACCGUCGUGGCCAAGAUCGAGACGAUGGACAAGUACAUUGUCGUCUACGAGUACCCAAUCGGCAACUCAUCCUCGCAUGGGGCCAACUACCCCGUGCACUACCGCAUAGCCUCGGACCCUCUCCUGUUCGACUCGGCAGAAGACCACCCGAUAGUGAUUGGCGGCAACUUUGCCCCCAACGCAUCCCCGUACGUGGUCUGGUCGCCCGUCGGAGGGCCCAACGGCACCAUCAUCGUCUCGGACGCCGACUACGACGAGGUCUACACCAACAGGUUCGGCGGCGACCCGGACAAGUGGGUCAAGAACUACUCACCACAACCGGGCGCCUACAGCCGGGCCCUGCACGUCUUCCAGAACAAGACCGACCACCUCAUGAUCCUGGGCGGGUCCAAGUUUGAGGGCGGGCCGCCGGACCUGACGUUGAGCGUCGUGAGCAUCACCGAGAUGCAUGCGAAUUCGACCGAGGGCGAGCCGGGCCCAGGCUGUCCGGCCCAAAAGUCCAAAAGGAGAACUCGAUAG
This is a messenger RNA of Pyricularia oryzae 70-15, 1200 nucleotides long. RefSeq names its product BNR/Asp-box repeat domain-containing protein. The transcript has 2 exons. Bases 1 to 1200 code for a protein of 399 amino acids. Lineage: Eukaryota; Fungi; Ascomycota; Sordariomycetes; Magnaporthales; Pyriculariaceae. The record is from RefSeq and is a predicted model, not a curated record.